AUGGAUUUCUCAGCAACUGGAGCUCAGGAUGCUGAUCCUCGGGGAAGAGAGAAUGAGGGCAGUCCAGAAUUCGCAGCGGGAGGGGUGGCAAAGGAUCCACCUCCCAAGUGUGCUGUCUGCAAGGAGGCUGAGGCAGAAUUCUCGUGCGCCAGUUGUGUGGCAAGCUUCUGCUCACCAUGCUGGGAGGUGCCCCACAAGUGGGGUGACAAUCAGAACCAUGCCAAAGUUGUUGUGGAGAAACCCACCUGUCCCUGUGAAGGGUCGUUUUCGGUCUGUCCUCAUGGGAAGGACGCGGUUGGGUACUGUGGGGAGUGCGACCAGGCAUUGUGCCAGGUGUGCUGGGACUUGAUUCACACCAAGGGCACGCGAGUAACUCACAAUCUGUUGGCGCCUCUGAGUAGAUCUGACUACAGAGCAGAGCAGCUCGCACUGCAACGGGCCGUGAAGAGUGGACCGCUGGCGAGUCUUGCGAAGUUUGAUGUAAAGAAGGCAGCUCCUUGGGUCACUUCUGCCCUCAAGAAGUCCCGUUCCGUUGCUGAUGCCAAGCGCUUUGGGCUCGGCGGUGCAUCCAGGAGCACUGCUGCAGGGAGUUCAAGGUAUGCGGCCAUUCAGCUGCAGACGUCAAAGGAUGCUGCUGCGCAGCUCAAGGCAGUCUGCGACGAGCCUGGGUUCGGAGUGCAGGACGAUUCCACCAUCAAGAGCUAUGCUCUUGACAGGCAGGCUGACGUGCUGGCUGUUGCAUCUGCAAUGAAGGUGGUCUUUGAGACAAGCCCAGCAGGAACGGAUGCAAGAAACAGAACUCUCUGUGACAAGGUUGACGACUACGAGAAGGCAAUUCGGAUUGCACGGGCAAGUGGAAAGGGGGUUCAGUUGAGCAAGGAUCAAAGAGGAGAGAGAUUGGAGCGGAUGACGACCACCAUCGCCCUGGUGCAGAGUCAACUGGACACACUUCUGAAGCAGCUCAAUUGGAAGGAGGGAGUCGCGUUUCUGAUCCGCUCGCCUCCCUACUUCGACGUCCUGAUCAACCUUCAGACAGAAGCGGAGCGGGCUGCAAAGCUUGCGAAGGACCUCGGAGUGCGGAUUGCGAAGUUGGGGCCUGGAAUCGUGGGGGCGUUGUUGGAGGCGAAGGAGAAAGAAGUGGCAAAAGCGCAGAAAGGCAAGGGGACAGGGGUGGAGAGUACGAAGAAGCGGACGGUGAAAGCGGGAAUGGUGCAGCAGGCAAAGCGGAAGAAGAUUGCGGGAGGCCCCCGAGGGAAGGGGGGGAAAGCUGAGGCGAAUAUCCAAGAGAUGGAGGAGUUGGUCAAGGAGAUGCAAGCAAAGCUAAAGAAGAAGAAGGCGGCCGUUCAAGACAUUGAGAGCAGUGAAGAGGAACCCUCGGAAGGGGACGAGGAGGAUGAGGCGGAAGUCGAGCAGGAGGACAACGAGGGGGAGAGGGAAGAGGGGGAGGAGGAGGAGACGAAUUGA
Messenger RNA from Klebsormidium nitens, 1464 nucleotides. The record is from the annotation of a GenBank genome assembly. Lineage: Eukaryota; Viridiplantae; Streptophyta; Klebsormidiophyceae; Klebsormidiales; Klebsormidiaceae.